AUGGCUUCUCGUCACCCCAAAGACGCGCCUCUCAUCAUUGUAGGAGCUGGAGUGUUUGGCCUCGGUCUUGCUUAUGAGUUGGCCGCUGUCAGAGGAUACAUCAACGUGACGGUCCUCGACCGCUUUGCUCCUCCUGUCCCGGAUGGCAGCAGUGUUGAUGUUUCCCGCGUCAUCCGCGCCGAAUACGCGGAUCCCGUGUAUGCCCAGCUCUCGGCAGAUGCCCUAAAAGAAUGGCGUGGGGAGGGAACCCCGUGGUCGAAGCACUACAACGAAACUGGCUUCAUCAUGUUAGGCACCGAAAGCAAUGGGUACGUGCGAAAGUGCCGAGCUAUGCGUGAGCAGCUUGAGCUCGGCAUCCAGGAGGGAAAGGAGAUCUUUGAGCCCCACGAGACAGACUCCAAGUUGAAAGAGCUAUAUCCGGACCUGCAAGCGGACUUGCGAGGUCUCCUGUCUCUUCGAAACACCAUGGGCGGCUGGGCAGAUGCUGCUAGUGCAAUCCAGGGGCUUGCGGAGCGGGCUAGUCAGGCCGGCGUUUCGUUCAUCACGGGACGAAGGGGCACUGUGACAUCGCUUGAGUACUCUGGGAAACGCGUCACUGGAGUCAAUACGGCCAGCGGAAAUACUUUCAAAGCAGACACGGUCAUCCUGGCAACGGGUUCGUGGACCAACCGCCUGGUUCCGGACAUGGGACACAAUCUCGCCGCCGUGGGCCAGCCCAUCGGCUUCGUGCAGUUGACGCCGGAGGAGGCCAAACACCUUGAACGUAUGCCCGUCAUGCAGAUAUUUGACACGGGAAUGUUCACGUUCCCCCCAACUCCUGAUACCCACCGGCUCAAAAUUGCUCGACAUGGGUACGGUUACGCAACAGAGUUCGAGGCCGCCGGAGGACGAGCAGUGUCUUCGCCUAAGCUGAUCGGAAAUAACGCUAUUACUGGAUUUCUACCUGGAGAUGCCGAGCAAGCCUUACGGGAUGGUUUGAGAGUGUUCUUUCCGGAAUUCGGUGACCGUCCUUGGUGCUCGCUUAGAAUGUGCUGGUACCAAGACACUCCCGAUGGCGAUUUCAUGGUAGAUCACCAUCCGGAGCUUGAUGGAUUGUUUUUUGCCACGGGUGGAUCAGGCCAUGCCUUCAAAUUCCUACCAGUCCUGGGACGAAAUGUGGCGGACUGUUUUGAGGGCAAUGCCUCGAAAGAGCUUCGCGAGAAAUGGAAGAUUCACCAUCCUUCUACUCGCAACCCAGAUGUAGCAAUGGGCCAGGAUGGAAGUCGGGGAGGUCCUCCGCUUCGUCGAUUGUCUGUUCAAGAACAAUCCAAGCUUUGA
Molecule: messenger RNA, 1317 nt
Organism: Clonostachys byssicola
Lineage: Eukaryota; Fungi; Ascomycota; Sordariomycetes; Hypocreales; Bionectriaceae
Source: the annotation of a GenBank genome assembly